AUGAUUCCAACCAAGACUAUUACCGUGUAUGGCGCUACUGGAGCCCAGGGCGGUUCGAUUGCUCGAUCCCUUCUGCAAAGUACAGCUGGGUUCCAUGUGCGUGCAUUGACUCGCAAUCGCGCUUCACCAAAGGCACAAAAGCUAGCUCAACUUGGAGCUGAAGUGAUCCAAGCCGACGGCUUCAAUCGAGAUGAGAUGCGUAAUGCCUUGAAGGGCUCUUGGGGCUUCUGGUUAAACACAGACCAUCAUGACCCAGCCUUCUCCACCACCGAUGGUGCGGACGAUACCUCUUAUGGUAAAACCUUGAUCUCCCUGGCCGCUGAGGUAGGAGUCAAGGUUCUGAUAUACAGCACUUGUGAAUCGUCGACCGAGCACUCGCUCGGUAAAGCGGUUGUGAAAGGCAUGGACGAAAAGAACAAGGUCUUCCGAUACGGCGUCAGCCAGCACGCGUUUGAUGCUGUGAUCGGAGCCAUCCCUGGCUGGUAUAUGGAGAACUUCCUUUCGCCAGAGUAUUCGGCGUGCUUCGGCGGCUUCCCUCUUCAACCGGACGCGGAAGGCUACCUAACGUUCUCAAGCCCACGUCUGGGUGGUCCUGGGGAUGUGCCCUGGAUUGCUGUCGAGGAAGACUUCGGUGAUAUUGUCCACGGGUUGUUCCUGGAUCCUACCUCCUACCACGGCCAGACAGUGCAAUGUUUCAGCGACACCAUCACAUUUGAGAACAUGGCAGAGACAUUUACUAAGGUGACCGGCAAAAAGGCCCGAUUUGUGCCCCUGGCGGCCCCCGAUGACUUCCCCACCCACGGCAUGGAAGUCUUGGAGGAAAUCCGUGAUAUUUACGCUUUCACGCAGCACAUGGGCGGUAAUUUCUAUGGUCACCCCAACGCAAUUGAGAACAGCAAAGCUUUGAAGAAGGCGGCUCUGAAGGCCAAGGGUCAGCCGGAUGAUAAACUGAUCAUGAUCCGUGAAUACUUUGAGAAGCAUUUUCUCUAA
This is a messenger RNA of Penicillium pulvis, 990 nucleotides long. RefSeq names its product NmrA/HSCARG family protein. The record is from RefSeq and is a predicted model, not a curated record. Lineage: Eukaryota; Fungi; Ascomycota; Eurotiomycetes; Eurotiales; Aspergillaceae. The transcript has 4 exons. The coding region runs from base 1 to 990 and encodes 329 amino acids.